Molecule: messenger RNA, 2251 nt
Organism: Neltuma alba
Lineage: Eukaryota; Viridiplantae; Streptophyta; Magnoliopsida; Fabales; Fabaceae
Product: sucrose-phosphatase 1-like
Exons: 9
Coding region: 614-1822 (402 amino acids)
Biological process (GO): sucrose biosynthetic process
Molecular function (GO): magnesium ion binding; sucrose-phosphate phosphatase activity
Source: RefSeq, a predicted model, not a curated record
GCGCGGUGGGUCUGAUUCCUUGGGCACAAAACACACCCAAUUUCGGAUUGGCCCGGUGAAGUGAAGAGGCAAUUUCUUCUCCGUUUCCUCUUAUUGGCGUCUUCUGCAACAUUUCGAAGUUGUUUGCUGACUUGCUCUGUGCCUUGUAUUUCCAAUCUCCGUUUCUCUCUCUGUUUCUCAAUACUUGCUUUGUGCUUUUGUUUGUCGAGGAAUUUGUCCCUUUCCGUUGCAAUAACUUCACUUUUAAAUAGGAAAUAUGAUUCUUAAAACUUGAACGGGAAUGCAUUUUCUUUUUAAACUUUUAUAGGCGCGAUCGACUUAAUUAUUAAAUCUUGUUGAGUGAUAUCAAGAUCCUUAGCCUUUGUAACUACAACAUGACAUUUAUUUUGCUGGUCAAGAAAGAAUGUGAUAUUUAUUGUAGCAAGUGGUGACUUUCUGAUUGUGCAUCGGUGAAGAUUCUUAUCAGUUAGCCAUUGGGGAAUUUCAGUUGUGAACCCCAGAAAGAAACUUAUGGAUCGCCUCAAUGAUCCUCCCAGUCUCGUGAUAGUUUCUGAUCUUGAUGGCACUAUGGUAGACCAUGAUGAUCCUGGAAACUUAGCCCUUCUCAGGUUCAAUGCGCUAUGGGAAGCCAGUUACCGGCACAAUUCUCUGCUUGUUUUCUCCACUGGUAGAUCACCUCCAAGUUACAGAAGAUGAUGACUGGAAACGAUAUCUGGAUAAUAACUGGGACAGAAAAGCCAUUACACAAGAAACGGCCAAGUUUCCUGAACUAAUUCCCCAACCUGAAACAGAGAAUCGACCACACAAAGUUAGCUUUUAUGUUGAAAAAGGAAAGGCCUCGGAAGUCAUUCUUGGUCUCUCCAAAUGUCUAGAAAAACGCAGGUUAGAUGUGAAAAUACUUUAUAGCAAUGGUACUGCUCUGGACAUAUUGCCCCAAGGUGCUGGCAAAGGACAGGCCCUUACCUACUUACUUGAAAAAUUCAAAGCUGAUGGCAAGGGACCAGUCAACACUCUUGUCUGUGGAGACUCAGGAAAUGAUGCUGAACUUUUCAGUGUACCUGAUGUCUAUGGUGUCAUGGUCGGUAAUUCACUGGAGGAACUGCUUCAGUGGUAUGCAGACAAUGCAAAGAGCAACCCAAAAAUAAUUCAUGCAACUGGGAGAUGUUCAGCGGGUAUUAUUGAAGCCAUUGGUAACUUUUCAGUAGGUCCAAGUGUGUCUCCAAGGGAUAUUACUGAGAAGUCAGUUGAAAAACCUUUUAAUCCUGGGCACGAAGUAGUGAAGCUUUACAUAUUUUAUGAGAGAUGGCGGUGUGGAGAAAUUGAGAAUUCUGAGCAGAAAAUGCAAACUGUAAAAUCAACCUUUCAUCACGCAGGAAGUUUUGUCCAUCCAUCAGGAGUUGAACAAAAUAGGCACCAAAUCUUAGAUGCCUUUGAGAAAUUGUAUGGGGACAAGCAAGGAAUACGCUUUCAAGUCUGGGUGGAUCGCGUGUCUUUUGCAGAGAUUAGUUUGGGAUCAUGGCAGGUCAAAUUUGACAAGUGGGAAUUAUGUGGGAAUGAAUUGCAAGGCUGCUCAACAAAAGUUUUAAUGAAUUCAAAGCAUUCGGAGUUUUGCAGGUUGAUGCACCAGAUGAGUUUACAUGGAUGCACUUGCAUCAGACUUGGUUGGAUUGUUCAGGACAAAAUGACAAGACUUGGCUUAUCUAGAUCAUCAUUUAACUUCAUAACAUUUUAUUGGGAAACGACAAUCAGGGACCUAUCUAUCCAUAACAUUAAUGUCAAAAGAAGACCUUGGAAUUCAGAAAUGACAGUGAAAGACCAAUGAUCCUUUAUGAAGCCCUGGUCUUGAAUACAGUACACCAAUAAAAAUAUGUUAUCGAGAUGCAACUUCAAUUACACGUUCACCUCCCGCUUGUAUUCGUCCUCCAAUCCCCUCAAUGACCUAUGACGUUUGCCACCUCAAUGCCAUUCUAUUCUCAACAUUGACAAUCUCUUCCAAGUCUGAGCAUGAUCCCUCUGUUGCCUCCAGUCUUGGAUUUUCAGAGGAUAGAGGAUAUUGAUACUAGGGAAAGAGAGUAGGAGUCUCAGAACAGAAGGGCAAUAUCGAUUGUAUAGUUCCCUCAAGUUUCUACUCAUAUGAUGACAUCAUUUCAUUACUCAACCAUCUUUAUAUGCUAAUAUAUUAACUACUUGUCGUAUGUCUUAUGCAUAAUGAAAGUUGUUUUCUUUUUAUGUACAAAAGUUAUAUGCUAUC